GAACUUUCGCCGGCGUUGGUGGGCGCCAUUCUGUUCGAGAACCAGGUGAAAUGCUUGUACGACGACGCGCAUAGACCAGAUAUUAGAAUUAACAGCCGAAGCAAAGUAAAUCAAUGUCUGGUGGCGCCGGUUGAUGACGAUGAGGGGAAGAUGUGGGGAAGAGGGAAGACUGCCGGCGAUAUUCCCAAGUCAGUGGCCGGGCGGGCACGGGACCGGUCCUUUGUUUUAGUGGCCGGAGGCUUCUAUACAAUGCAAGCUGGAGAGGCAUUUAUAACUUCACUUUACAACCAUCCUCACCUCGAUUUCCCCCCACGAGUCUCUCUUUAUGCUUUAUAGCAAGAUGCAUACGCCUCACAGCACCAUGAGCUCAGUCGAAGUGGACGUACUAGUAUGCGGAGCAGGAAUGUCCGGGCUAGCCUGCGCUGCCUUCGCCGCCUCCGCCGGUGCUCGAGUGCUGGUGGUCGAGAAGCAGGCCACCGUCGGGGGAUCCUCCAACUACUCCGCCGGCAUGUUCUGGGGACCACGCAGCUACGAGAGCCUGCGCGCCUGGGUUCCCGAAGGCGAUCCUGCUUUACAAAAAGCAUGGCUCGCGGACUAUCUUCGCGCAGUGCAGUGGAUGCGUGUGAACGGGGUUCCGACGUCGCAACGGUUCGACGGAAUCAUGACGAUCGGCAUCGGGUUCCCGAUCAACAUCCCGCAUCUCCACCGAUACCACCAACAGCGCAUCCGCGACAGCCACACUCAGUCCAGGAUCCUGACCAACACCUCCGUGGUGCAGCUCCUGCAAGAGCACCCCGGCGUGGCGGGGUCCCGCCUUGUCGGAGCGAUCAUUCGCACAAGUGGCCCGCGGGACGAGGAUACACAACACUGCAAAGUAACAGCGAAGAUGGUUGUUUUGGCGACGGGUGGAUUCCAGGGCUCUGCACAACUGACGUCUACGCAUCUGGGUCCCGAGGGAGACAACAUCUUCGUGCGAUCAAACAAAGGGUCCGUGGGCGAUGGACUUGUCCUGGCGUCAGCGGCAGGUGCAGGCACAAGCCCGGGAAUGGGCACCUACUACGGCCAUCUCCUGGCUGCGCCGUUGCGGGCUGAGGAUGUGGACCCGAAGGAGUUCCUGGCGCUGGCGCAGUAUCAGAGCAAGUACUGUCUCCUUAUCAACCAGGGCGGACGCAGAUUUGUCGACGAAAGCAUCGGGGACGAGAUUGUCAAUCAAUACCUUGCCAAGCAAGAGGGGAGACGGGGGUUCCUCCUCUUCAACGAGCAAACACGACUCCAGCACUGUGUCUCCGCCCUGUUCCCGAACGCAGGAGACAUCGAUCGCCUGCAGAAGGCCCGUGAUCACGGGUGCAAUGUCACCAGUGCUACAUCCGUCGCGGACUUGGUCUCGAAACUAGAAGAAUGGGGCGUGGACGGUAUUCAAGCUAGACGGACACUCGAGAAUUACGACAGUCGCAUCCGACUGGGAAAGCGGGAGGUAUCGCUGGAUGCACCCACCGGCACGGCGGGCGCGGCUCCCCGCCCGCUGACUGACGGCGAGGGUCCUUUCUAUGCGAUGGAGGUGCAGCCUUCGAUUACAUUCACAUAUGGGGGCGUCCAGAUCGACACGCGGGGCCGUGCUCUCAGCGCGGAUAGAACAGCGAUCCCCGGCUUGUUGAUCGCUGGUGUCGAUGCGGGAGGUUUCAGUAACCGCGGGUAUGCGGGGGGGCUGGCCCUGGCGUUUGUGACGGGCUUCUGGGCGGCGCGAGAGGUCGCGCGGACCCUGGGGCUGCCGGGGCCUGAAUUGCCUGCAACAGCAGCGGAGGAUGCACCUGAUGAGCGGGCCUGGCAGAAGUCCAGUCGGUUGUGAUUGUGUCGCUUGAAUUGAUAAUGAGCUGUAUGUUGCACAUAUAUUAGGU
This is a messenger RNA of Aspergillus brunneoviolaceus CBS 621.78, 1895 nucleotides long. Its product is annotated as FAD/NAD(P)-binding domain-containing protein. NCBI's taxonomy places the organism in Eukaryota, Fungi, Ascomycota, Eurotiomycetes, Eurotiales, Aspergillaceae. The transcript is spliced from 6 exons. The coding region runs from base 326 to 1846 and encodes 506 amino acids. The record is from RefSeq and is a predicted model, not a curated record.